CUCCAUAAAAGAAGAAGAUGAACAUCUCACAAAAAACAAGCAUGGCUGGGAAUGUGAGCGGCGCAGCGGGACCAAUAAGUUCUCUGUCUAAGCUUCAGUCUUUAAAUGGAUUGUUCGCCAUAUAUAAGAAACAAGGGCCGACAUCUGCUGAUGUGUUAAACAAGUUCAAAGAUACGUUGCUCAGAGAGGCGGGAGUGCAGUACCCAAACAGCAGAAAGAGGAAGAAGCAGUAUCUGAAGUUAGGCCACGGAGGGACCCUGGACAGCGCUGCCAGCGGAGUCUUGGUUGUCGGUAUUGGGAACGGGACAAAAAUGCUCAGCACGAUGUUGACUGGUUCAAAGAUUUUGUUUGUGUGUAUUCUAAUUAUAUCUUUGAAGAAAUACAUGGCUGUGGGAGAACUGGGAAAAGCAACAGAUACUCUUGAUGCCACUGGAACGGUGAUUAUGGAGAAAGUGUUUGAGCACAUAACCAGGCUGGACAUGGAGGAGAAGUUAAAAGCUUUUACUGGGGACAUUAUGCAGGUUCCUCCACUCUUCUCCGCCCUGAAGAAAGACGGCCAGCGUCUGUCUGUGUUGUUGAAGAAAGGUCACCAGGUGGAGGCCAAACCUGCACGGCCUGUCACCGUGCACAGCCUGACACUGCAGGAGUUCAAACCUCCUCUCUUCACUCUCGAUAUUGAAUGCGGUGGAGGGUUUUAUGUCAGAAGCCUGGUGGACGACCUGGGGAAAGCUCUGUCGUCGUGUGCUCAUGUGAAGGAGUUGGUCAGGACGAAGCAGGGCCAGUUCACCCUGCAGGAUCACGUGUUGCAUGAGGAGCAGUGGACACUGCAGAGCGUCGUUGGGGCGCUGCAGCCCUGCCCAGAGGAGGACCAGAGGACGGACUCUCCCAGAUCCCCACAGAACGCUACCUAACACUUGGCAGCGGGCUAAAGGAAGAGCUGUUUGGUGCCAUCCUCUACCUGCUUUGUCCUCCAGAGAGAAGAUCAGCUGUAAACAUAUGAGAUUGUUUGGUUUGUUUAGUGACUGGUGGCAGAAAACUGACUGAUGGUAAAACCAUCAUCGUUCUCCUGGAGGUCAGUGGACUAGUCUGAACUGGACUGUCUCUGCUCUUUAUGGUUGGUUAAAUAUAAUUAUUGCUUUUGUUGAAGGUACAGUUUAAAUUUUAUGAAAAAAUUUAAUAAAUUAUGUAAAUAUGUAAAAAAAAUUUUUUUUACAUAUUUGUUAAAACUGUCACCAUGGAGUGACAGUUUGAGAUAAUCUGAAAGAUGGAUCUCCACUUCCACCCUGAGCCAUUAUUGACCUGCAGAAAUGCACCGUUCCUGACCAAAAACAACCAAUCAGCGCCAGGAUGCAGGUCUUGGCCCUAUCAAUGAAUAUCAUGCACUUACUGAUCAGUACACUAAUGGUGGAGAAAUGACUUUACCUGCCACACAGUGCCACAUGAAAUUGUGAUUGAGAGCAGUAAGACCCUCCUGACUCUGAUUGGUUUUUGGGUUGUGUUUUUUUUGUCUCAUGUUGCCAUGACAUGGUGACAGUUUCUACAAAUAUUAGAAACUUGGAGCCUUAGGGACCAUUGUCCUCAUUGAACCUUUUCAUUUCACAGCAUGUUUCAAAUUAAGUUUAUGGACUGUCUUGCUGUAAUAAAUGUCUCCACAGGAGGUCCACACUGGGCCUUGUUUUUUUGUGUGUCCUGGUUGAAUGUCUGCAGGUUCAGACCUCCAGCAUCCUUCCUCAAGAUAAUCCUGACCAUCUUCUCAUUCUGGACCCUGGAAUUAGCUUAUCUUAUCUUCAGGUUUCCUCCUUUUUGUGUUCAAGGAUUGGUUUUUUAUUAUUAUUCUUUCUUUCCAUUUGUACAUGGACAGUUUCUCUCCUAAUUGAACCUCUGCGUGUGUGUGUGUUAUCCAGCUUUAAACUGCAACAUAAUAUCCAAUGUGACAUACAAGUAAUGAAAGAAAAAAUAAGAGCAAAUUGAAGAAAACGAUGGGCACAGAAUCAGAUAUUAGUUUAAAGUAUGUCCUGGAGAAUCUACCCUGAUUGCACUAUCGCUAAACAAGAUAUAUUCAUGAUUAUUGAUUUUUAUUAUUGAACAGCUACAAAGUUCUGUCAAUGUGAAAUGUUUAGAAAGAUCAGGCAUGAAUAUUUAAGACGGUGAAAGUGACUUUCCAGGUUUCCUGGUGGAAUAUCUGAGUAUGUGAGCACAAUUGUUACACAGAUGCAUAAAAAACUGAAAAAAUCCCA
This is a messenger RNA of Poecilia latipinna (sailfin molly), 2237 nucleotides long. RefSeq names its product TruB pseudouridine (psi) synthase family member 1 (gene trub1). Gene Ontology annotation, cellular component: nucleus. NCBI's taxonomy places the organism in Eukaryota, Metazoa, Chordata, Actinopteri, Cyprinodontiformes, Poeciliidae. The coding region runs from base 18 to 911 and encodes 297 amino acids. The transcript has 8 exons. The record is from RefSeq and is a predicted model, not a curated record. Gene Ontology annotation, molecular function: pseudouridine synthase activity; RNA binding. Gene Ontology annotation, biological process: tRNA modification; mRNA pseudouridine synthesis.